Boeremia exigua is the source of this 1617-nucleotide messenger RNA. RefSeq lists its product as uncharacterized. Lineage: Eukaryota; Fungi; Ascomycota; Dothideomycetes; Pleosporales; Didymellaceae. The coding region runs from base 82 to 1317 and encodes 411 amino acids. The record is from RefSeq and is a predicted model, not a curated record. The transcript is spliced from 6 exons.
CGCGCUCGACAGUCCGACGCGUCCUGCACCGUACACGGGUAGUAAAGUCGCAUCCUGCCAAGAACAGAAUUGAUUACAGCAAUGGCCUCACCCAGGUGGAAAGAGCUGUAUAGGUAUGCAGCAUGCGACCUUGCUGAUGGCCUGCUCAAGCUCAAUGUUCCUGGCGCAGGUUUCCUAGCCAACAUACAGCCAAUGCCGCAUACUGCAAGCAUAGCAAGACCAGUGUUGAAGAAGGUGCUUGCGCCUGCAUCAACAUAUCUGAUGGCACCCAAAGCAACUAAAUCAUUCCCUAACCCGACCAAGCUGUCACCGGAUGCACCAGCUUCGAACUUACCAGACUCGAGACCAUAUGCAGACUAUGCAGAGCCUGGCACCAUCAUUGUCAUCAGCCAGCCACCAGGCCAGUCAUGCGCAGUCGUGGGUGGCAUCAUGGCUGCCCGUAUGAAGCAGCUUGGGGCAAGCGGUCUGGUCGUCGACGGUAGAGUACGAGAUCUCGUAGCACUGAACGAGACACAGCUACCAAUCUGGUCAAAGGGAACGUCGAUCAUCGGCGCAGGAGCAGAGACGAAGUUUCACGCGCACAAUGUGCCGAUACAUAUUGGCGAGACUAUUGUCGAGGCCGGUGACAUUGUAAUGAUCGAUCCAUUCGAGAACGGAGUGGUUGCAGUGCCAUACGGCAAGAUCGAUGAGUUGCUUGAGUUGCUACCAAAACUCGUAGGCGCCGACGAGAAGGUGAUUGCAGACGUUGAGGCGGGCGUGAGCGUUCAGGAAGCAUUCAAAAGGCAUCCUUCGACUCUCACCCGCCGUCUACAUCACCAUCCGACCCGCUCGAGACUCAAUUGUCGCCCCACCGUCACAAUGGGUAUCACCGACUUCUUCUCCGCCGCCUGGGACACGUUCGCCCUCCCCUCGGCCGAUGCCGAAGCUCCUCCCCAGGGUGGCGCAUCGACCAGCACACCAGCAUCUGGAACCGACGAGGAGUCUAGCGAGGAGGCCGAGGUCAACAAGCAGGAUGCCAAGGAGCCCGAGGAGGGUGAGCAGGGACACAGGCCCAGCGACGGCGGCGACGACGAGGAGGAGGAGGAGGAGGAAGAGGAGGAAGAGACCGUAGACCCCAAGGACACCCUUGAGGAGGAGUGCCGCAACUCCAAGGAGUGCCACGGCCCCAAGCACCACUACGACGAGUGCGUUGAGCGCGUCACCGGUCAGAUCGACAACAACGGCAAGGCCGACGAGGACUGCGUUGAGGAGUUCUUCCACCUUGUCCACUGCGCGACCGCGUGCGCCGCCCCCAAGCUCUUCGCUCAGCUCAAAUAAACUUGCCAACACGCUCACCUCGACCGCUACGUCGCCGAAUAAACGACACGAUAGUUGGAAGAUGGCCAUUGGAUCGAAAGACACGACAGGACACGUCAAGGAUGACUGUAAAUACCAGAGUCAUGUUUAGAAUAACACUGUACUAUUUACCAUGCCAAGCAAUUUCUUUACCUCAAUCAGGUUCCAUUGCUACCUCUGGCUGGAGAAAGCAUGGUCAUGGAUUGUAUGACAGUCACACAAACAGUUUCAACUCAUGGCGACAGCGAUGAAAAGCAGAUCUCCUGCAUUGGACUACGCAGC